Neltuma alba is the source of this 2408-nucleotide messenger RNA. RefSeq names its product TMV resistance protein N-like. Gene Ontology annotation, biological process: defense response; signal transduction. NCBI's taxonomy places the organism in Eukaryota, Viridiplantae, Streptophyta, Magnoliopsida, Fabales, Fabaceae. The coding region runs from base 22 to 2364 and encodes 780 amino acids. The record is from RefSeq and is a predicted model, not a curated record. The transcript is spliced from 6 exons.
CUCUGAUUCCCUCAAUAAGCCAUGGCUUCUUCUUCUUCUAGUUCUUCCCAGACUUACGACGUGUUCUUGAGUUUUAGAGGCCAAGACACUCGUCGCAAUUUGACUGGUCAUCUUUAUAGCGCUCUAAAACAGUCAGGAAUUCAUGUUUUCAGGGACGAUGAAGAGCUUGAAAGGGGAGAAGAGAUCUCUCCCUCAUUAUUGCAAGCAAUUGAAAGAUCACGAAUUGCGUUGGUAAUUUUGUCUCCAGAUUAUGCAUCUUCCAGAUGGUGUCUGGAUGAACUGGUGAACAUAAUGGAGUGUCGAAGAUCUGCAGCUCAGGUGGUUGUUCCCAUAUUCUAUAACAUAAAUCCGUCUGAUGUUCGUCAUCAGAGAGGCACAUAUGGUGAAGCGAUGGAACGACACGAGCAGAGGUUGGGAGGGGAAGGUGAUCGCCGGGUGUUGCGCUGGAGGCAGGCACUCACGGAAAUCAGCAAUCUUUCUGGGUUUGAUUCCACAGCAGAUCGGUCUGACGUUCAGCUGGUUGAUACCAUUGUGAAGUAUGUUUUAGAGAAAGUAGAUGCUGGACAAUUGUUUGUUGCUAAGCAUCCAGUGGGAAUAGAGUCUCGAGUUCAGCAACUGGCUAGUAAAUUGUCAACAAAGAGAUUUAGAAAAGCUCUUAUCAUCGGCCUCUGGGGGAUGGGAGGCGUUGGAAUAACAACCCUGAUUGAGCGAAGCCUGAUAAAUGUUAAUAGGAACAACAAUAGGCUUGAAAUGCAUGACUUAUUACGUAAUAUGGGAAGAGAAAUCAUUUGCGGAAGCCCUCGAAAGGACCCUGAGGAUCGUAGUAGAUUGUGGUUUCAAGAGGACGUAACUGAAGUGUUAAUGCAAAAUACGGCAACAAAAGUUAUUGAGGGCAUAUCCCUAAAGAAGCCCCAUGAAGUGUGUGAGAUUGAUUCUAAAGCAUUCAAGGCAAUGAGAAAACUCAGAUUGCUCCAACUAGAAUAUGUAAAUCUUGAAGGAGAUUAUAGGCAUCUUUCCAAUAAGCUAAGGUGGCUUUGUUGGCAUGGAUUUCCUUUAAAAUCCAUACCUGACAGCUUGCACCAGAAAAGCUUAGUUGUUGUUGACUUUAAAUACAGCAACCUCAGGCUAGUUUGGAAGAAGCCCCAAUUGUUGCCAUAUUUGACAAUUCUUAUUCUCAGCCAUUCACCUCACUUGAGACAAACUCCUGAUUUUACAAACCUACCAAACCUUGAAAAGCUAGUGCUGAAAGAUUGUCCGAGCUUAGUGUUAAUUCACCAAAGCAUUGGAGAUUUGAAAAAAAUUAUUUUGGUAAAUCUAAAAGACUGCAAAUGCCUGAGGGUUCUUCCUAGAAGCAUCUACAAGUUGAAAUCAUUAAGAACUCUCGUUCUUUCUGGUUGUUCAUUGAUUGACCAUUUAGAAGAAGAUAUUGAGCAGAUGGAAUCGAUGACAGUACUAAAGGCGGAUCAUACUGCCAUAACAGUAAUACCCAAGGCCUUAGCAAGAUUGGAAGCGCUUAAGCAUGGAUAUGUAUCUUUCCCAGGCCGCGAAGGAAGAGCACAAGAUGUAUUUCCUUCUCUCAUAUGGUCUUGGAUGUCACCCACCAAUAUUCCCCAGUCCAGCAGUGAAGAAUUUUUGCUGAGCAUGUCAUCUCUAGUUUUUUCUGUUAUACAGAAUGGCAGAUUUCUUGGCCUAUCUCCAUUUCUGGGCGAUCUUGCCAAGCUUCAAGGUAUGUGGGAGGAAUGCCGAUCACAGUCUCGAUUCAAUGGAGAAAUGGCAAGACUUAUGGAUGCCUUGUAUGGGACAAACUUCAUGGACUUGGAAUCCGCACCAAGCAGAUCCGGGGAAGCUUCUACAUCAUUUGACGGUCAUGAUCAAGUUCACAAUGCAACAUCGGCAGAUUUCCUCCCUUCUCUUUUAAUUCAAAUGGCAGAGAGCUACAAGGUAGACUUGCUGAGAGACAAAAUACUACAGGGAUCGAGUUGCGGCGGGUGGGAUGAUUCUAACCUCCCUGGUGAUCAGUAUCCGGACUGGUUCAUCUACAAGGGCGAAGGACGCUCAGUAAUUUUUAAGGCACCUCAAGUCAUAGGGUGUCACUUGAAAGCGAUGCUUCUGAAUGUUGCGUAUUCUUCUUCUAUGGAUAACACAAGGCCUCAAUUUUUCAUAAAUGUUUUGAUAAUUAACUACACGAAGGCUUAUGUUAAACAAUGUAAGGGAGACUCGGCAACUUUCCAUGAAGAUGCGAAAUGGCAAAGUAUCAUUUCAAGUAUUCAACCUGGUGAUCAAGUGGAGCUUAUUUUAAGUAUUGGGCCUCAAUUCCCUGUGAAGAAGAUUGUAGCAUACUUGAUUUAUGAUGGUUCUAUGUGACAAGUUAUUGAAAUAAUUGUAGCAGAACUUAUUUCGGUUUGUAA